Messenger RNA from Rhizophagus irregularis DAOM 181602=DAOM 197198, 609 nucleotides. The record is from RefSeq and is a predicted model, not a curated record. NCBI's taxonomy places the organism in Eukaryota, Fungi, Glomeromycota, Glomeromycetes, Glomerales, Glomeraceae.
UAUAUUCCUUGUAACCAUUUUACAGAACAUCUUGAUUGCUUUUAUGAAUGGUGUAUAUUCUACAGCAGGUACUAAAGGUAAACAAAGAUUAUUGAGAUAUCAAGCAAAUCAUAUAGUAGAUUAUGAAGCAUUAUACAAACCUUAUUUUUCGAAACCUAAACCUGAACCAAAACAUAUAUAUUACUUUAGUCAAUCUAAAAAUUUUGAAGAAUGGGAUAAUAAGAUAAAAGGUGAACAAUGUGUUAUUUAUGAAGGUUAUGAUUUUGAAGUAACAUCAACAAGCGUUAUUUUUAAAGAAAAGGAUUAUGAUGAGCAUUCGCAUUUAAAAUAUGAUGAAUGUGAUGAUAAUAUUAAAUUGGUAAUCGAAGAAUUAUUAUUUAUUGGUAAUGAAUUGAAUGUAGAUAUUGAUAAUUUGAUUAAAAUAUUUAAAGGUGAUAAUUCAAUUGAAAAAAUUGAUAAAAUUGAUGUUAGAGCUAAGAAAAAGUGUUUAAAAGUUAAGGUUGAAAAAUUGCAUGAUAUAUUAGAGGAAUUGAAGAAAAAAGAUUUGUAAAUUUUAUUUGAAAUUUAAAACUUCUCAAUUACUGUAUUAAUAUUGAAGUAGUAAAGUUA